This is a messenger RNA of Varroa destructor (honeybee mite), 9841 nucleotides long. RefSeq lists its product as uncharacterized. The record is from RefSeq and is a predicted model, not a curated record. Lineage: Eukaryota; Metazoa; Arthropoda; Arachnida; Mesostigmata; Varroidae. Gene Ontology annotation, biological process: Notch signaling pathway; positive regulation of transcription by RNA polymerase II. Gene Ontology annotation, cellular component: nuclear speck. Gene Ontology annotation, molecular function: transcription coactivator activity.
UGCCUUACUUACUAGCAAGAGCAGCGUGUGUAAACGCCGAUACUUUUUCUCCUACAAAUACAGUGAAAAAAGUAAAAAUAUAAUAGUCUAAAAUAUUUGCGCCUUCGAUUCAUCUUGUCCUUUUUGUCGUCAUCCAUCUCUUCAUAGUCGCCAUCGUCGUGGUUGUAAUCUUGACCGCCGCCGAGCGCCUUCGACGACGUGGCCGACGCAGAUCUUGCUGACGCUUCUGUUGCAGCUGAUCGUGAACAGGUACAACAGAGGCUUCAGCAACAACAGCUCUUAAAGCCAUGUAUGUGUACCUAAAUUAAGAAACGGCCUAAAUAAUUCACCAUAUUGUUAUUCAACGCUCAACAGUUAAAUUAUGUUUGUGGUUUUACUCGGCGUGCACUGAACCUACUCAGUCUUCCCUCGUAAAGUAAGAAAGAUCAGGUCACUACAUAAAAGCUCAUAUUUUCUUGAUUUCUCUGAAGCUCAGUCCGCUGAUACUUCUGAGUAUGUAUAUCUUACUUAGCAUCAUGCGUAAAUGUCGUGGUGUUGGCCGCCGCUGCUAUUGACCAUCAACAGGUAUAGCAGUAGCAACAACAGCGGCAGUAGAGCCUAAAAUGCGUGGGGCUGUGGAACAUGCAUGCCCCAAUGUGUGCGCUCGAUUUAACUGACUUAACAUUGCUUUAGCUGCCGUCUUUGACUAGUUUAGUCUUGCUCGUGGCGGUGCCUUAACUGGUGGGCCCCCGGCGAUGGCCCGCUACCCACGGGCCGGCUGGCGGACAAAAUCCGUCGAAAUUCGCCUGUGGCUGCGGAGAAAGGAGCGAAGGGAGGGCAACGGCAGGGGGAGGAGAUGGAUGGGGAUCUCCGGUUGGCCAACCAGUUUGCCGUCUGUUUCGUUAGUGAUAGCUCUAGGGCUGGUGCGACGGCAGCUGUUACAGGUAUCUAAAAUUGAACACAAACGAAGAAGAUGGGGCGAAGCACACCAAAAGGGACGAAGAGGAGGAAGCACUUCGCGGCAUCGAUAGCACUAGUAGUAAACUCGUUGUCGAAGCAAAGCCAGCAAUGGCCGCCUGCAGUACUGACCGCGCGGUAGUCGACGUAGAGACAUUCCGCUGGUUGCCGUUUGAUGGUGCUGCUGCGGUUUAUGCUGUUACGGCCACUACGGCCGUUGUCUUUGUCUGUCUUCAAACAGUCGAAACAAACAGGCAAUCAAGUUAGCGAAAAGGGAACUGUGUUGUUGGCACUGGCGCUGCUACCGCCACCGCUUAUCUUUUUUGUAGUGAAUCCGUUCGUCUGAAACUUGUUGCUGUGCCGCAUCGCGCUGCGUCAAGGAUGGUAACGACUGUGCCUCAUAGCAGACACCCGGCUGUCGGUAACUGUCGGCCAAUCGCCCGAUAGCUGCCGUCCUACCAAACUCGAUUAAGCUAAACCAACUAAUAAACUGCAUAGAACCAAAUGGAGGAUCAAAGCGAACCAAGAGCUCUACGUGGCUCAGAAACCCGCUUCGCUAUACGGUUAGUUACUGAGACGAACGGAGCGUCGAAUAGCUAUAUCUAGUCAGUUAACCACCUAGGUCACCAAACGUCACUGUAUAUUCUCCGUACGUUUACAUUUGUGCACCACCUUAGCUAUUGUUACGGUCCUUACUCUUCGAUUGCCACCGAGCGCCGUGAUGCAAGAAUACUUAUAUGCUGCAAGCAGCGACAGGGCGGGAGAGACUUGCCGUCAUCGUAGCUGGGGACGAUUUCACAUAUCGCACGCGAUUAUACACACUUACGUCCCCAAAGACCCACACGUGCCUAAGACAGACACUCUUUCACAAUGCGCUAACGCACGCACGCCAUGGCCUGUAACGAGCAGACCCAGAAGCCAUCUAGCUAUUAGAAUCAUCAUUCAUAUUGUAAGUGUACAAAUUAUUCUAUAUUGUUACUGACAGUGACAUAAAUGUAUCAAUGAUUGGUUUCUAAUAUCUACUUCCUGUGCUGUAUAGCUUCUACCUAUUGCUGUUACCGAUGGCCGUUAUUGAGGAGCCUGAAAUAUCCAUCAUGGAUAGAUUUCGUCGUCGUAGGAAGAGUUAUAGUCGGUCGACUUGUUCGUCUGCAGCGUGGGCUGCUGUUGCUGUCUGCUCGCCUAUAGAGAGAAAGGCCACUCGCUUUUAAGGCGGUAGAAUGAACUUCAGAAGAAGAACAUCGGGUCGGUAGAAGCACGUCGCAUCAAAUUUAGCAGAUGCUAUUUAGCGAGAGGCAAAAGGAAGACUGACGCUUUCUGUGCCGUCUGUAACCCAGCUGUCGGCAGACAAAACGAUGUACUUUGACCUGUUCAACCGUGGAGGACACGGCUAUAGCUAUACAUAGGCACGAAGGUAAAAAUCGAACUGAAUUUCUCAUACCCAGGACAAUUCCUUUUACGUUACGUAGUUAAUACGUGACUGUACUGAUUGCACAUCGGCAUUUACGCACACGCAGAGGCUUACGCUUAAUAUGCAAAAUUCAAGCUGAAACACUUCGUACGUCGUAUAACAGCUUGCGCGUACGCGUUCUGGCCAAAUGAUUUGAUGCUUGGUGUGCCACCGAGAGCACAAAUUCAGAAUACCACGAAAAACGUGGAACACUGCCCAGCGCAUCCCUAGCACUUCGCCCAGUUUCGAAUAAGGACGAACGACAUCGAAAAACUACGGGCGCAAGGCGACCGCGUCAGUCAGAGACAGCUGUGCUGGCUUGUUUUCCGUCGUCUCUCCUAGACUCCAGAAUGAAGGUUCGACCGAAAUAGUGGAGACCCGUGUGGAUCGCUAGGUGGCCAGGAAUUGCCGUAAGAAACUGAUCGAGCCGCUGUCAGCUGCAGACUCGGCGGCGUCGGCAAGGAAUGGAAUCGUGCCAUGAGCCACCGAUGGACCCGUCUUCCUGUCUUCCUGGUGCACCGAAGAGGGCGACCAUUGUUGCACGACUCAAACGCCGCUUCGAUGGAUUACGCAAUCACCAUACUCAUAGCAAUGCGCAUUACCAACAGAAUGCCGAGUAUCAGAACAACCAGACGCGUGAGCACACUCUGCAGUUACAGCAGCGUUACUGCGAUCCGAAGGCGAAAAAAUCGAAGAAAGACAAGGGACCGAUGGCGACCGCCGGAGCUGGCGGGAUUGCGGUCGUCGGUCAUCCAGGGGCAGGUCCGGGCGGUCUUGGUGGACCUAUAGGAGAUGCGAUGGCAGUCCAACAGAGAAUGCUAUCGCAAGGUGCAAUGCCAGGAUCCAUGAUGGGCCCCCAGGGUUCGCAUCAGCAACAGCAGCAGCAGCAGCAGCAGCAACAGCAUUUACAGCACCUAAGCAAUCCUCAGCAGCAACAACAACAAACACAGCAGCAGCAGCAGCAACCACAGCAACAACAGCAACCAGAUAGCAGUAAUGGGCACAAAAUGAUGCAUAUGCAAGCAAAACUCAAAGCGGAAAUAGGAUUAGGCUCGCCGAUGGCGCAUACGCCUCCACAACAACAAGGACGGCAGACACCACAAAGUGAUCGACUAACGCCAGGAUUGGACAUAAAGUGUUCUCGCAGUAGUACUCCAGAUGCACGGGGAUGUGAUAAGGGCGCGUUAGAAGACUUGCUUAAAGGUGCACCUCCCCGUAUUAAACAGGAACAUUCAGGAAGCAACAUGGACGGUAGAGCGCCCUUCCCAGGAAGUAGCUUUGUCAAGCCAGAACCACAGAACUUCGGAGGGCAAAUGGUAGCCCCGCAACAGCAGCAGGUGCAGGGUAAUGAUUUCCUGUCAGAUUUUGCCGUCGAUUCUCUUAAUCCUGACGUGUUCCGAGAUCUCAUUCUCGAGGUAGCGGAUGGAGCUGGCGGUGACUUCAUGGCCGAAUUUAACUUCGCCGACGUGAACUCCUCGACAUUUGAAGCACCUGGGCCACCUGUUUCGAAGGGCCCUUCUGCCCCCCAACAGGCUCAGCAGCCUGCACAACAGCAAGGGCAUCCAUCUCAAUCGAACCGCCCUGUGCCAAGCCCUCAAUCGGUCCCUAGCCCAGCGGGGCAAAGUGGCCCCGCGAGCAAUAGCAACACUGCCUUUGUACAUAGUCCACGACCGCCACCUUCGCCACAGACGCAGUUUGGACCUCGUAGCACUGAUUCUCCCAGUCAAAGUCAAUCUGCCACGACGGCUUCGUAUCCAAUGGCGUCGAGUCCUCGCGGUGCGACGCAGGCACAGCAAAACCAGAUGAACCAGAUACCGCGAAGUCCUGCCAUGAUGCCAAUGGGCAGUCCUCGUCCUGUUCCUAGCCCCCUCCCACCUCAUAUGAUGGCGUCCGCUGCUAGUCCACAGCAACCUCAGCAAAAUCAACAGGGUCCACCUCCUUCACAACAAACUGCCAGUAAUGCCCAUGGGUCAACCAUGGCAAAUAAUUCGCAGGCGAGAGCCAGUCCUGCCCAAGGAUCUGGAACCGUAGGGUCAAAUAUGCCACCCGGAAACUAUUCCCAUCAACAAGGACAUCCUCAGGGACAUGCUCAUCAACAAGGCCCACCACCCGGAGCCAGACCGCCUAUGUAUCCUGGUCACCCGGGCCAAGGACCCAUAGGUGGACCCAAUAACACCUCUCGAAAUGGGCAAGCUACACCUCCAAUCGGUUCAGGUGGACAUUUCGCGCCUGGACAACAGAACGGUCCAGCGUCGCAAUCAGGAGGGCCUGCAGCUUCACUAUCGCUCAAGCAGAUGGCGGAGCAGCAUAAUAAACCCAUGACGCCGCAGGGACCACCGCAAGGGCCCUAUCAAGGCGGUCCAUCGACUGGAGGAGGUCCGAAUGGCGGUGUCAGGCUUCCAAACCAAGCGACCUACCCGCUGGCACAAACGGGUGGUCCUUACCCCAAUCAUAGCAAUGCUAUGGUUAUCCGUCAACAGCAACAACAGCAAUCUAGUAGUAACCCUAUGUACGUGCAAUCAGGCCACCAUCAGCAACAACAACAACCUCAACAACAGUCACCUAUUCAGGUCAACAUCACGGUGGUGGGAAGUGGAGUCGCACAGCAGCCAAACAUGCCGCAGCAACAACAGCCUCAACAACAGCAGCAGACAGGACAUAUGAUGCAGCUACCUGGUGGAAGCAAUGGUGUUAACCCUAUGAUAAACCCCAACCAGAUGGUCCAACAGCAGCGGCCACCGCAACAACAACAAAUAGGGGCGAACUCACAAUUGCACCAGCGAUUAUCGGAACCCAUGCGGCAAAUGGGCCCUGUCGGUCCACAUCAGGGUCCCAUAAAACCCGGAAUGGGACCGCAAAUGUUUCAGGGUCAACUGGGGGUUCAAACGCAACAGAAUCUCCCACAAGGCCGGGGGCUAAUGGUUGGAACAAGCGGGCCAAGCGGGCAAAGCAAUCAGGGAAGCAUACAACCAUCUCCAAUGGGUCAAGGACCCCCUCCAAUGUACAAUCAGCAACAACAGCAACAGCAGCAGCAGGUCCAUCAACAACAACAACAGCUGCAACGGUUACAACUAGCGCAACAAGUGGCCUUCCAGAACAGACAAAUGCACCAUCCUUCGCCUUCUUCGUCUCAGCAACAACAACAACAGCAGCAGCAGCAGCAGCAGCAGCAGCAACAGCAACAACAACCGAGACCUUCGAUGGCCGCUAACCACGGCAACGUCGCCGUUGUAAAUCCUUUACAACAACAACAGAUGUCACAACAGCCAGUGAUGAACAACCAACGAGAUCCAAAAAUGUCGCCUCUCAAUAUAUCUUCGAACCCGUCAUAUGCUGAAGCUUUAGCCUUUAGCAGUGGAAACACGACCAGUGGAUCAGUGAUGAUGCAAAAUGGCUCCGGAGGGCCUAUGGGACCACAGGCAGGACAGUUUCGGCCAACGGGUGGGCCUCAGGGUCCUGGUCAUCCAGGGCACUCAGGCGGACCAUACCAUCGAUUUGCUGGUGGCCCACCUCCAGACUAUAAUAAUGUCGCUUCCCAAAGGAUGCCGCCACGGCCAGGAAUUUUUGGGACUCAAGCUGUACCGCAAGCGCCUCCUAUGCAGGGUUCGUGGCGACCGUCAAAUCAGGGUAUACAAGGACCUGCUAUGGGAGGACCGACUAUCACUCAUAUCCAGAACCACCAGUCACAGCAGCAACAACAACAGCAUCCACAACAGCAGCAGCAGCCGCCACAACAGCAGCAGCAACAGCAGCCGCAGCCACAGCAUACUCAGCACCCACAGCAUCCUCCAGGUCCACACUUUCAACCGCAACAUCAACGGGUACAACACCAUUCGAUGCAGCAACAGCACGUCACGCAUAUGCCGCUACAACAACAACAACAACAACAGCAACAGCAGCAGCAGCAGCAUCAACUAGGUGCUGGUAUUAUGCGACCCAUGGGUUCCGGCGUUUCUCAAGGAAUUCCUCAAAGUGCGCCUUCCGGACCAGCUAAUCAGUUUCCUAUGGCGAACAGUGCGACGGGCCCCCGAAUAAACCAAAACAGUUCAAUGAAUACUUCAAGUGGAUCGAUUGAUCUAAACAACCUCGACUUCCUCGAUUCAUUGGAUACGGCAGGCGACUUCAACUUCGAUUCGACAGGCGCAAAUAUUCUUGAUGACGUCCUUGGGACAGCCAACAGAUGAGGAACAUAUGCAAUGGUAUCGUUCUUAGCGCACCGGUUGGAUUAAGGCUCAAGAGAGCAGGUUGCAAAAUUUUUGUGCCUAAUAGGUGUCGCCUAGCCUAGUACGAAUGAUAGACGAUGUGCUGGCCCUGAACCCUAUCUCUCAGUCAAUCCAAAGUCAACAAUUCAUACACGGCAGCUUUCCUAUAGUGGCUGUUCGAAACGCAUCUCAUUUUAAAUGUAGCCGCGUUUAACAACGUUUUAGGAUGGCUAGUCCAGUGCACUCUCGCGAUUCUUGUUGUUGUUGUUAUAUGAACGAAUCUUUAUGAAAAACUUCAUUGGAAGAUCAUGGUAGCAGCAAGUUACUCAGUUCUCAUCGUAUGCAACUAAGCAAUAUUAAGUUAAUUGUCAGAAUCACCUGAUCUGUUGUACAGGAAGUUUUUGGUCUGUCAUUCAUCUACUUGGUUUGAUGGAAGCUCUUAUAGAAAUCAUUUUCAAAGAAGGUAAAUAGCCAAAGAGAAAGUAGUUCUAAUAUGUUUACAUUAUGUUUACGGGAUUAAGAGCAGAAUGGGAAACACAUCCGAUUCCGAAAUGUCAUAUUAACAACAAAUUUCCUGUAGGCGCAUGUUUACCAUCAAAACAGUUUUUAAGACAAACAAUUUUAUCAUAUUCUCCCUACCAACGAUCUACAUACAGUACCGAUACGACCCUUGGGUUCAGCGCAGAAUCUCCACUAUGAACCGAUUUUAUCGUAGCAUACAUGAAAUACGCGCUUUUCGUGCCAAAACAAAGCUUCAUUUUAACAUUAGUGCGUCAUCGUCGCCUAGGAUUUACGUCACACGGUUUCGCGUCUGAUAGUGUAACUAACUUUUAUGAGAGCACUACAAUCAACCAUAGAGGAAAAUGCAAUAAUUGCUGAAAAGGUAGGCAGGAUUUAACGUGCCAGUGUAGCCCGUAUCAUACGUUUGUUGCCUUAUCGAUCGCCCGAGACAUUGAUCAAUCAGCAGUUGAACGAGUGUGUGGUAUAUAUAUAUAUAUAUAUAUAUAUAUAUAUAUAUACAGAAUGUGUUCGUGUCGAGAAGGGACACAGUUGUUAACGAAAUAGCUUUGAUUACUGAAUACCGACACACGGAUCAACUAACGCUUACUACCGAACGAACAAAUUCUAGAGUGCGUUUCGUCUCUAUUAUCAUCAUCAUUUCAUCACUGAAUAACAACAAGAAGGAUAUUUGUUAGGGGGCAUGUGCCACUAGGUGGGCCGUUGACUCCUCUAAGGAUGUUGCCAGGUCUGGCCAUCAUAGUACGACUACGACUCUUUGCUGUUGCUGCGUGACUAAUGCAAAGGUAAUCUGGUUAGGUCUGUGUAUUCUGCCUGCGUGGCGUGCGCGUUUGGAAAAUAGCAAAUUGUUCAUAUAACGAUAAAUAAAAGAUCAUAAAAGAGACAACUGAAAAGUGUCAGCCAAAUAGGGUACUGGGCCUCUGUGAUAUUGACUCAGUUGUAACACCUAACAGCUCGACGGCCAAAUACGAUCACACUUUCAAGCCUAUAUCUAUACAUGAAAGAUGAACAGUAAUAAUGAUAAUAUCUAUGGUAUAUAUAUAUAUAUAUAUAUAUAUAUAUAUACAUGUGUAGAGAGGUACACAUGCUGGCAUACUUUCAAUGUUGAUGAUGGUUGCGGCAAGUGCUGUUUUUUUUUCUUUUAUUGCCGAUAUCACCAUUGCUACCGUAAGUUUUUUUUUGACAUAAACUAUUUUCCUUGUUAAUGUAAUUUUCCAAUUAUAUCUUUACCGUUGCCAGUGAACCGCACUUAAAUACCAGACUAGGACGUACUCUUUUUCUCCUUACUCGAAAUGGCCGACAUUAACCGACGUGUGUCAAUGGUCCGUCGCGUAAACUUAACUUAUGUAUACAUAUAAUAUAUUUGCGACUCCUUUCGCGCCUCCUGCAAUUUUGGAGCUAUUUAAGGCCUAUUUUUGUAUGAAAUUCUGAAUAUUGUAUUUUAAUUUUGCAUACUAAAUAUAAUUGACUAGUUUUUAGCCGCGAAAAAAAAAAGCUAUAUUAUUAUUAGUCCUUCUUAAUUAUUAAUAGCUUAUUUAAUUUCGUAUAUCAGUGUUAAAAUUAUCAUUGUUAAUAUUGAAGUAUUGAGUUCUGAAUGGAAAGCGGAUGAACGAACGAACAAUCAUAAACGCGUCUUCCUCAAUGUCUCAUACCGAUGUGUGACUUCGAUUUGAAAUUCAGCUCAUGAUAUUUCCGAAUAUUAUUCAUUGAAUGAGAAUAUAUGCACACCAGCUUUGCAUGUCGGUAGUAAUAUAAUUACCAUAUUCGUUAGUUUGGACUUAAUUUUUCUUUGUUUUAUAUGUAAAUAGGUGUAAAUUGCUUUGACAAAUACGGAGAGCAGUAUCUGGAAAGGUGUUUACGUCGCGGUGUUUCUAGCUUCGUCUGUAAAUACUUAUACAUACAAAACGGCCGUGACGUGACAAACACUUCCAGGAAAUGGGAAUGUAACGAAACAAGUUCAAUUGUGCAAACAUUUCACUCGAAAUCGAUAAUAUUUGUUGGUUUAAUCUUUUAUACAUUAUAUUCGUCUUUUGCCAAUCAGCCCCCGAAUAGAAAACUGGUCUUGGACCGCUUUCGGCCUAUUCGAAUUAGCCCGCCCUGUUACAGACGGCGGGAGCGGCAGCCGUUCGAAAUUCUUUAUACGAAAAACGCAGCCCAUCGUUUGAUCGUCGGCCUCUCAUACAAACAUCGAUAGAAAAUCGGAGUAUUUUUGAAGGUCUACAGUUUUUAAAAUGUGCAGCAACAUAAUAACAAUUGUAUGUUCGCGGAUCAACGCCCAUACUUCGAUGUACCAGUUUUAGAAAGGUGAGGAAAUGUUUUAUCGAUCCAUUCAAAAGGGCGGUAGAAAAAAUAAUAGAUUGACUGCGCAGGGGAGCGGGGAGGGGUUAUGACCGGCUUAGCGUCGAAACCAUCGGGUAUUUGCUAGCAGUAAAAAUAAAAGAUCAUGAUUAACACUAAUAAUAGUUGAAAGCAUACCCACAAUUUCGAUAACACGAAUUGUAAUAAAAAACCAACUGCCUCUAUGCAAAUAUAUAUAUAUAUAUAUAUAUAUAUAUAUAUAUAUAUAUAUAUAUACCUAAAACUAUACAUCAAUAAAUGAAUAUACUGAAACGAAAAGGGAUCUUCUCGCAAAUAAUAGUAAUAGUAAUGUCACGAUAAUGUAAACGCUAUUUUUUGAAUGUAUUUUUUAGUGGCGAGAAUUACAUUAUGAUAAUAAUUAUAUACAACGAAUCAAGCA